This is a messenger RNA of Arabidopsis lyrata subsp. lyrata, 1113 nucleotides long. RefSeq names its product nucleolin 2. Gene Ontology annotation, molecular function: RNA binding. The coding region runs from base 58 to 783 and encodes 241 amino acids. Lineage: Eukaryota; Viridiplantae; Streptophyta; Magnoliopsida; Brassicales; Brassicaceae. The record is from RefSeq and is a predicted model, not a curated record. The transcript has 8 exons.
AAAAAACAAUUAUCGGCUCUCGAGAAAACCUAGUAAGCGGCUCUUCUCAACUUCUACAUGGACGACGACAAAGGAUUGAAACGGAAGGGUAGGGAAAGAAUCAUUCCAAAAUUCAGUGACGCUGGGAGGAUUAUUGUUACGGGAUAUGACACUGGUCUUCCUCUUGAUGAUGUCGCGACGGCGUUGAAAAAUCACUUCUCUCGAUGUGGAAUGAUCACGGAUGUUUCUAUUCCCUUAGACUCCGCAAAGAAUUAUAAGAUUCUCCAGAGAUGUGGUUAUAUUUAUUUUGUGGGAGAAGGCGCAGUAGAUAAGGCGUUGCAACUUAACGGAAGUGACAUGGGAGGAAGGAAUGUCUCUGUUGAGGCUUAUCCGUAUGACGAAGAUGCAAACGAUAUGGUUCUGGUAAGAGUUGAAGGAUAUGACACUUCGCUUAGUAAGACUGAUCUCAAGACUGCUUUGAGUGAUCAUUUCUCUUCAUAUGGAUAUCUCAAAGAAUUCUAUAUUAUCGAGGGCUCAGCUGGAGCGAUGAUUUACGGAAAAGACGUAGCAGAUAAGGUGACUGAACUUAAUGGGAGCCACAUGGGAGGACACAAAUUAGCUGUUCGGGUGACUGCUAAACCUAGAAUACCCACUGUCCACAGACGCCAGCACCGCCAACGGCCACCCCCUACUCUCCCAGAAUCCCAUAGCUCUACCAGAGUACCAGUGAUGCAGCCAUUUCAAAAAGCAGAAGUGAAAGCUCCAAGACCCCAGAUAAAUUUUCUAAGAAGAAAAGGAAGUUAAGUGAGGAAGCUACAAUGGAGAGUAAAGCCAUUUCUACUAGUGUUGAGAAGCAAACGCCUGACCUAGAUGGGCUCAUUGUUGAAGAGUUAUGCCUAAGUAAACCCCAACGGCAAGAAAGCUGAGCCUGGAUUGAAUCCAUGAUGAGGUUUUUUAAGUUAUUAGUUGUCAAUCCUUAACCAAGUUUCUUACUGCAACUCUAAAUGAUCCGAGAAACUUCUCUUGCAGUUAAUAACUACAACAAACUUCACUGACCAAUAUGGCUCUACUCUGUUUCUUUCUGUCUCUUACAAAUUUGAGGCAAUAUUCUUUUUUCUAACAAUAUUCUCAAAA